Messenger RNA from Poecilia reticulata (guppy), 1957 nucleotides. It is a transcript of the gene stk25b, whose product is annotated as serine/threonine kinase 25b. The record is from RefSeq and is a predicted model, not a curated record. Gene Ontology annotation, biological process: protein phosphorylation. Gene Ontology annotation, molecular function: protein serine/threonine kinase activity; ATP binding. Lineage: Eukaryota; Metazoa; Chordata; Actinopteri; Cyprinodontiformes; Poeciliidae. Gene Ontology annotation, cellular component: cytoplasm; Golgi apparatus.
CGUAGUCGGUCUGAGCCAUUAUUUUGUCCUCCUCAAGCUUUAAAUGAACAACAGGCUAAGCGCUCCCUGAAAUGAAUUAAAUAUUAAUUCACGGAAAGAGAUUUUUUUUUCUCCCUCCGUCCUCACCGAGAACAUACCAUGGAGCGUGUCGGUCAGUAGCUCGCUGUCUCGCCGGGCCUGCUCGGUCCUCCGUUGGGCUUGAAGGCCGAAAACGGUACGCGGGGUGACAGCCCCGUUAAAAGGCAGCAGUUUGGGUGUUUAUCUGCUCGGCUAGCUUCUCAGCUAGCUUCCUAGAGAGCAGCGACGGGAAGCGGCGAAAACUGCAAGGACUGAUAAGUUUGGAAAGACAGAGCUGUGACUGUCGCUCUGUCCGACCCGGCAGAAGGGAUGGCACACCUUGGAGACUUGCAGAACCAGAACACCAAGCUGGACCCGGAAGAGUACUUCACCAAGCAGGAGCGGAUUGGAAAGGGUUCUUUUGGAGAAGUUUACAAGGGACUCAACAACCGCACCAAGGAGGUGGUGGCCAUUAAAAUUAUUGACCUGGAAGAAGCCGAGGAUGAAAUAGAAGAUAUUCAACAGGAGAUCACAGUCUUGAGCCAAUGUGAUAGCCCAUUUGUUACCAAGUAUUAUGGAUCAUAUUUGAAGGGGACCAAGCUGUGGAUCAUCAUGGAGUAUUUAGGCGGAGGAUCUGCUCUGGAUCUGCUCCGCCCCGGACCUCUGGAGGAGACCUACAUCGCCACGAUACUGAGGGAGAUUCUCAAAGGCCUCGAGUAUCUGCACUCGGAGAGGAAGAUUCACAGAGAUAUCAAAGCUGCCAACGUGUUGCUAUCGGAGCAGGGCGACGUGAAGCUUGCAGAUUUCGGAGUGGCCGGCCAGCUGACAGACACCCAGAUCAAGAGGAACACGUUUGUUGGCACGCCGUUCUGGAUGGCGCCUGAGGUCAUCAAGCAGUCGGCUUAUGACUUCAAGGCCGACAUCUGGUCCCUGGGGAUAACGGCCAUAGAGCUGGCUAAAGGAGAGCCGCCCAACUCAGAGCUGCACCCCAUGAGGGUUCUGUUCCUCAUCCCCAAAAACCCCCCGCCCACGCUGGAGGGCCCCUACAGCAAACCUUUCAAAGAGUUUGUGGAGGCCUGCCUAAACAAAGACCCUCGUUUUAGACCCACCGCCAAAGAGCUCCUGAAACAUAAGUUUAUCACGCGUCACACCAAGAAGACGACGUAUCUCACAGAGCUGAUCGACCGAUACCGGCGCUGGAAAUCCGAGGGCCAUGGAGAGGAGUCCAGCUCUGACGACUCAGACAUGGAUGCCGACGGUGACGUUGAGCAGACUCCCCUGUGGAACUUCCCCACAGUCAAAUCUAUAAGCCAGCUACAGCAGGGCUACCCACAGCCGGACUCCGAGUCCGGAGAUUCUAUGAAACGUCAGCCUAAGUCACAGUGCUUGUCUGCUUUGGUAACGCCCAUAUUCAGAGAGUUGAAAGACAAGCGUCGGGCCAGUGGUGGUGGAGUAGGAGCCAUUGAGGAGCUGGAGAACGCCUUCAGCCUGGCUGAGGAGUCUUUCCCAGGCAUCUCUGACCGUCUGGUCACACACAUGAUGGAGAGAGUGUGCAGGUUUACUUUAAAUGGUAACAUGACUCCAUCUUCACGGUGAAACCCCCUACUGGAUGUAACGUGACCCAGCCUGGUUUUUUUUGUUUUUUUCGUCCGUCUGUCCAUGAACACAACAGCUCUGACGACCACAAACCAACCACCUGUCGUACCACUGCCACCUUCCCCCCCGACUACACCCUGAAAAAGAUCUUAUAGUUACAAUUAAAUAUUUUUACAGUUUUUCUUUAAGAACAAAGAGUAUUUAACACUAAAACAAAAGAAAAAAAAAAAGCCAUGCCAUUUAGACCGUUGUGUAUACCUGUUAGUGAGACGAAAUCUGCUAUAAUAAAGACUAUUGAAAAUGA